This is a messenger RNA of Metarhizium album ARSEF 1941, 1542 nucleotides long. Its product is annotated as Major facilitator superfamily domain, general substrate transporter. Gene Ontology annotation, biological process: dipeptide transport; transmembrane transport; allantoate transport. Gene Ontology annotation, molecular function: allantoate transmembrane transporter activity; dipeptide transmembrane transporter activity. Gene Ontology annotation, cellular component: plasma membrane. NCBI's taxonomy places the organism in Eukaryota, Fungi, Ascomycota, Sordariomycetes, Hypocreales, Clavicipitaceae. Bases 1 to 1542 code for a protein of 513 amino acids. The record is from RefSeq and is a predicted model, not a curated record. The transcript is spliced from 2 exons.
AUGGCCAUCCCAGCUGACGAUAGAGACUCUGGCGUCGCUCAUUUGCACGCUCCAGAAGCUGAUGCUCUGCUUGAGCAUCGCACCAUGACUCAACUUUCACAGGAGCCGCCUCGCUUGGAGCCUGCGCCUGACGCUGAUGCGGCUCGUCGUGUACUGCAUAAGAUUGACCGAGUCAUAAUCCCGUUGUUAUUUGUCACCUAUGCGCUCAAUUUCAUGGACAAAGUCAUCCUUUCGAGCGCGGCUGUUUUUGGUCUCCGGGAUGAUAACUACUUUGGCUAUCUCGUCUGGGAGUAUCCCACGACAGUCCUGAUUGCCCGUCUGCCCAUUGGCAAAUAUCUUACCACCAACACGGUUAUUUGGGGGGUUGUCGUUGGCCUGACCGCUGCUUGCAAAAAAUUUGGCGGCCUGAUGGCUGUUCGCUUCCUCUUGGGCGUGACCGAAGCCACCAUCACGCCUGGCUUCAUGUUCUUGACGUCAACCUGGUACACCCGUGAUGAGAUGCCCACCCGUGUAGGCAUUUGGUUCGCGGGCAACUCGGUUGGCGGCUUGCUGUCGAACCUGCUUGCCUUUGGGGUCGGGCACAUUGAAGACAAUAUACACCCUUGGAGAUGGAUGUACAUUAUCCUUGGCGUCGCAACCUUUCUCUGGGCGAUGCCCAUGUACCUCUUUCUUCCAGACAGCAUCUCAAGAGCCAGCUUCUUGACCACCGAGGAACGUCAAAUUGCAAAGAAGCGCGUCGUCGUUGCAGGCACAGGCUCCACAGAGAACUCAUCAUGGACAUGGGAUCAAGUGGCAGAGUGCUUGAUCGAUCCCAAGUCCUGGCUUAUCUUCUUCAUCAGUCUCUUGACGCAGAUUCCCAACGGCGGGACCCAAGGCUUCUCCAACAUCAUUGUCCAGUCCUUCCAUUUUAGCAACCUCCAAUCCACACUCAUCAACAUACCCUACUCUCUCAUCACAGCAGGUGUGAUUGCCGGCGCAGGCCAUCUAUCAGGACGCUUCCGCAAACUCAACUGCCUCCUCAUCAUUGCCGUCGUGAUGCCCUGCGUCAUUGGUGCCGCCAUUAUCUACCGCCGGACCGCCGUAUCUCACGGACUGCAACUCUUUGCUUACUUCCUCCUGUCCACGGGCCCCGCAGCAAUGCCGCUCGCCAUGUCUCUCGUGCAAUCCAACUUUCGUGGUGUCACCAAGAAAAUGACCAUGACGGCCAUGCAGUUCAUCGCUUAUUGCAUUGGAAACAUUGUUGGGCCACAGCUCUUCCUUCAGACCGAAGCGCCGUCGUACGACUCUGCUUUCCAGGCCAUCGUGAUCUGCUAUGCCUUGGCCAUUGCGCUGGCAAUUGCGCUCAGAUUCUAUUUGCAGUGGACGAAUGCGAAGAGGUCAAAGCUGGAGGGACUUGACGGCAGUGCUGGCGCCGACGGGAAGAUGCCGACACAACACCGUUGGAGAGACGUUGGCGAGGGGGCGACGGAGGUUCAACUACGACCUGAGGAUUACGAGGAUGUGACGGACUGGAAGAUGCUCGGUUUUAGAUAUCGUUUGUAA